Molecule: messenger RNA, 2921 nt
Organism: Pan troglodytes (chimpanzee)
Lineage: Eukaryota; Metazoa; Chordata; Mammalia; Primates; Hominidae
Gene: TNFSF18
Product: TNF superfamily member 18
Biological process (GO): tumor necrosis factor-mediated signaling pathway; T cell proliferation involved in immune response; regulation of T cell proliferation
Cellular component (GO): cell surface
Molecular function (GO): tumor necrosis factor receptor superfamily binding
Source: RefSeq, a predicted model, not a curated record
UGUGCUUUUUUUUUUAUGUUCUGAGUUUGUGUUGGCUUUCAGCCUUCCGUUCCUUUUGUUGUAUUUGACCUGGUGCCAAAUGAGAGUCAGCACUUAAGUUAUAUAUCAUUUUCUAACACAGUGACAGAAGGAAAACUCCGCCUUCCACACCCACUACUAAUUACCAUAUUGCUACAAAACAUGACAUUGCAUCCUUCACCCAUCACUUGUGAAUUUUUGUUUUCCACAGCUCUCAUUUCUCCAAAAAUGUGUUUGAGCCACUUGGAAAAUAUGCCUUUAAGCCAUUCAAGAACUCAAGGAGCUCAGAGAUCAUCCUGGAAGCUGUGGCUCUUUUGCUCAAUAGUUAUGUUGCUAUUUCUUUGCUCCUUCAGUUGGCUAAUCUUUAUUUUUCUCCAAUUAGAGACUGCUAAGGAGCCCUGUAUGGCUAAGUUUGGACCAUUACCCUCAAAAUGGCAAAUGGCAUCUUCUGAACCUCCUUGCGUGAAUAAGGUGUCUGACUGGAAGCUGGAGAUACUUCAGAAUGGCUUAUAUUUAAUUUAUGGCCAAGUGGCUCCCAAUGCAAACUACAAUGAUGUAGCUCCUUUUGAGGUGCGGCUGUAUAAAAACAAAGACAUGAUACAAACUCUAACAAACAAAUCUAAAAUCCAAAAUGUAGGAGGGACUUAUGAAUUGCAUGUUGGGGACACCAUAGACUUGAUAUUCAACUCUGAGCAUCAGGUUCUAAAAAAUAAUACAUACUGGGGUAUCAUUUUACUAGCAAAUCCCCAAUUCAUCUCCUAGAGACUUGAUUUGAUCUCCUCAUUCCCUUCAGCACAUGUAGAGGUGCCAGUGGGUGGACUGGAGGGAGAAGAUAUUCAAUUUCUAGAGUUUGUCUGUCUACAAAAAUCAACACAAACAGAACUCCUCUGCACGUGAAUUUUCAUCUAUCAUGCCUAUCUGAAAGAGACUCAGGGGAAGAGCCAAAGACUUUUGGUUGGAUCUGCAGAGAUACUUCAUUAAUCCAUGAUAAAACAAAUAUGGAUGACAGAGGACAUGUGCUUUUCAAAGAAUCUUUAUCUAAUUCUUGAAUUCAUGAGUGUAAAAAUGGAGUUCUAUUCCCAUGGAAGAUUUACCUGGUAUGCAAAAAGGAUCUGGGGCAGUAGCCUGGCUUUGUUCUCAUAUUCUUGGGCUGCUGUAAUUCAUUCUUCUCAUACUCCCAUCUUCUGAGACCCUCCCAAUAAAAAGUAGACUGAUAGGAUGGCCACAGAUAUGCCUACCAUACCCUACUUUAGAUAUGGUGGUGUUAGAAGAUAAAGAACAAUCUGAGAACUAUUGGAAUAGAGGUACAAGUGGCAUAAAAUGGAAUGUACGCUAUCUGGAAAUUUCUCUUGGUUUUAUCUUCCUCAGGAUGCAGGGUGCUUUAAAAAGCCUUAUCAAAGGAGUCAUUCCGAACCCUCACGUAGAGCUUUGUGAGAACUUACUGUUGGUGUGUGUGUCUAAACAUUGCUAAUUGUAAAGAAAGAGUAACCAUUAGUAAUCAUUAGGUUUAACCCCAGAAUGGUAUUUUAUCAUUACUGGAUUAUGUCAUGUAAUGAUUUAGUAUUUUUAGCUAGCUUUCCACAGUUUGCAAAGUGCUUUCGUAAAACAGUUAGCAAUUCUAUGAAGUUAAUUGGGCAGGCAUUUGGGGGAAAAUUUUAGUGAUGAGAAUGCGAUAGCAUAGCAUAGCCAACUUUCCUCAACUCAUAGGACAAGUGACUACAAGAGGCAAUGGGUUGUCCCCUGCAUUGCACUGUCUCAGCUUUAGAAUUGUUAUUUCUGCUAUCGUGUUAUAAGACUCUAAAACUUAGCGAAUUCACUUUUCAGGAAGCAUAUUCCCCUUUAGCCCAAGGUGAGCAGAGUGAAGCUACAACAGAUCUUUCCUUUACCAGCACACUUUUUUUUUUCCUGCCUGAAUCAGGGAGAUCCAGCAUGCUGUUCAGGCCUUACCCCAACCAAAUUCCCCUCUUCACUUUGCAGGGCCCAUCUUAGUCAAAUGUGCUAACUUCUAAAAUAAUAAAUAGCACUAAUUCAAAAUUUUUGGACUCUUAAAUUAGCUACUUGCAGGUUCUUGUUGAAAGGUGUAUAAUAUUACAUUGUAAACAAAUUUAAAAUAUUUAUGGAUAUUUGUGAAAAGCUGCAUUAUGUUAAAUAAUAUUACAUGUAAAGCUAUUUAAAAGAGUUUUUUUUUGUAUUUUGUGUAACAAAAAUUGCUCAGGAGCAUGCUAAGCCUGAGGCCAAGUUGUUUCUUAGUAUGACUUUUUAAAAAAACAUCUGCUGAGUAGCUACAGGGCCAAAGACUUGGAGAGCUUGUUUCUGUUGCAUUUGCAUAUCUUCUCAGGAAAUUAAAGUGUGUCAUACAUGUGUGUGUGUGUGUGUGUGUGUGUGUAUAUGUAUACAUAUAAAAUCUUGGUGUUCUUGAUCUUUGUUGUGUUAUAAGCAAUGUGUGCUGGAGUGGGCUGGUGCUAGCUUAUAAGCACAUAUUAUUAAAUUUUCAGGAAUGUUGCACUUUAGUUAUUAACUAUAGGCAUUCUUGAAAUUGGCUAUGGUGGGAGUAUUUAUACCAUGUAAAUUGGCAAACACUACACAUUUUCCUUUUGGACAGCUAGUUCACCAGCACACCACUGUGAAACUCUCCUUAAUGACUCCUCUCUGCCCCCGCUUCAUUCCUGGGAUAAUCAUGGCAGACUAAGGGAGAAAAUGAAAUUGUAAAAAUUUGGCAUACUGGUGAUUUCUCAGGGCAAGCAGAGGUUACUACAGCUGCAGCUAGAGGGAUGACUACCAACCAGGUGACCUUUACAUUUUCCUGAUGUUAUAAUUUUAGCUUUUGUUUUCAAUGUAUACUGUUUUCCUGUUUUUCCACAUAGUAGCCUGCAUUUUAAAUCUAUAAUAAAACAUGCUGAUAA